GUUCACACUAGUCAAAUAAAUGUGUAGACUAAAUUUUAAUGAGGUAGUUUUAACUCUGGAGGCAGUUUUAAUGUUACAUUAAUUUUUUUUAUUAAUCCUCUUUACCUUCAAAUGAUACACAUUCUUACACAUUGUGUGUGGACGUAAACUGGAUUAAAAAAUAAAACCGUUUUAGACACAUUUAAACCCAAGUCUGAACAGAGUAAUAGAGUACGAAAUGUCUGAGGCGAAACGACAUAAAAUGGGAUUGUGUAUACGUAACUUUGUGUUUUUGUCAAGAGACAGACAAGCAGGUACCGUACCUAGAUCAUAUUAGUUUAUGAACGGAAACAUUAUGGAAAUUGACUUAGGUCCCUCUGACCUGCACACAAUGGAGAUUAUUAUCUUAUGUACGUUCAUUUCGUAGAAUGAACCAGGAAGCAGUUUUCACGAGAGAAAAAACUUGUUAAACUUUCAAAAUAAUAGAUCUACUUGAUGAGAUACUAUUUACGAUAAAUCGUUACUGUUAACACCUGUAUAUCAUUAUUCAAAUGUUAUUGAAGGAAUAUGUUGCAGUGAGUAUAACUGUUUUAACAUAAAUCAAGGGCCGGACAGGACGUGAAUGAACUCUGCUGUUUGAACAUGUAACCAAUCCAUGUCUUACAAGAUGGCUAGCGGAAAAACAGUUAACGAAGGAGAUUAUUUUAAAGAUGUAUUGAAUAGAUGUCGUCCGAGAUUUAUAACCGACCUUGACCCAACGGCGUUGCUAGAUGAACUUCUUGCAUCAGGUUUUAUUGAAUACGAGACUUACAGAGAUAUAACCGAGCGUCAACUAACCUCGAAAAAGAACAGAAAAAUUUUAGACCUUAUGCUUUCUAAAGACAUUAAAGGAUACAAACGUUUCAAGCAAUGCCUUAGGAAAUCAAAUCAAGAACAUCUUGUGGAACACCUAGAAAGAUUUGAGAAAGUGGUGAAACAAGAGAGGUCAGAACAAUCAAAUGUAAGACGAAUACAACAAAAAGAUAAAUUACCGAUACCUACAACCGAAAGCGACAGUAAAGAUGUCCAAGGAGUGCAGCAGACGGAUUUAACACAUGAUAAAUCAGGAAGUUCAAAGCAAAAUGAUAAUACUGGCAUAAACACAUUAGAGAGACAAUUAAAUACGGUAUCAUUGUCAGGCAAUGGAAAUAAUAGUCAACAGCCGAUGUUUUCUCGGUCAGUACAUGACUUAGCCAAAAAUUAUCCAUCAUCACAGAAGCCGAAAGAGUUACAUAGAGAAACAAGCGGUUUUAAUCAAAUAGACGCUGUCGGAAGGGAAGGCGAUUUACCUAACCCAGCAUUACAAAACAGACAUCCAGUUCAAGCUUCAGAGAGUCCGGAUAAAAGCCAGGAUAACGAAAAUAAUCAGAGUGACAGUCAAACAGUAACAGAAGUCACAAAACAAGGCCUAAAUAGAAACGUGACGCUUGUGCGGCCUUCACUAUAUCAGGACAACACUGAUGCUAUUAAACAGUUAGAGCAAAUAUUUUCACCACCUAAAGACAAACCUCGACGCAAAUGUACACACGAGGGGCGGCUCUUGACGCUUGAACCGAAUCAUAUGAAAACAAUAUUUCAGCUUUGCCGGAGUGGUAUUUCAGGCGGGUUUGGCGAAGUUCGUAUUUCGGAUUCUAAGGUGCCUGGUCUGAAUAUUAAAGUUGCAGUGAAGAAAAUUGAAGCUAGAUCGGAUAAGAUACACAAAUUGAGAUCUAUGACAAACGAAAAACUGGCUUCCCGUACGAUGCAUUUUGCAAUAGUCCCAAUAUUAGCAAACUGCACAGAAAUAAAUAAAGGCACAAAUACAUGCUAUUUCCUGUCACCAUAUUUGGAAAAAGGCGACCUCUUCGAGCUCAUCAAAAGCGAUACAGCCGCUAUGAAGGACAACAGACCAGUAGAGUUAAAUAAACAGAGAAGAACGAAGAUUAUGUAUCACGUCAGUUCUGCAAUAGAAUUCCUACAUAGGAAAAUAGCCAAUUUUAGGGGACCAAUAAUUCACCUUGAUGUUAAAUCUAAAAAUAUUGUGUUGGACCAGUUCUAUAAUGCUCGGCUGACAGACUUUGGUGUCUCAAGAGAAAUGGCAGAAAACGAAGAAUGUAUAAUAACAUCGAACACCAUAAUUCCUGCUACGGAUGGAUAUUUUCAAACAAAUACGACUGGUCAGCUGAGAAAAUACUUUGACUAUGUUAACGUUGGCAUUGUCAUCCGGGAACUUUUGUCUGGCUUGCCUCCAAUAUUUUCCGAAAAUAAGUAUUUGAAGGACAUAGCAAACAUGAAAGUAUUCAAAAGAAAAACAAUGAAGUGCUGGACCAAUGAAGAAGUAGAAACAUUGUUUGACCUGUCAAACAAAUGUAUCAAUGACAUAAGUAUAUCUGCCGACGAAAUUGUUACAAAAAUAGAGGCAAUUCUUAGGAAAGGAGGGACUGCGAAAUGGAAUAGAGCGGACGAAUCUUUGAAUUGUGAGAUGUGCAUUGUAAAUCCAGCUGUUGAAGAAAAGCUGCUUGCACACAAAAGCUGCCAAUGUUCAAUGAGAGUUUGUGUUUCUUGUAUGAGAAAUGAAUAUCUGAACCCCAUGUUGUGUCAUUCUUGCGGACAAGUUGCAUCAGUUAUUGAUAGUGCAAACUUGGGCGCUAUACUAAUAGCAGGGAUCGACAAGGGCAAUGCUGAGUUUUCAAAAGUGUGUUUGAAAGAUAUUGAAGAUAUUCGAGAUGUUUUCAUUUCGAAAUUCCCUCUGGUGAUUGGAAUGAGAAAAGAGAAUGUCAAAGUUUUAACAAUGUUGCAACCAUCGCCAACUGUAACUACCGGCCCUACGAUUCCGAAGAUUCAUGCAGCUUUAGAGGAACUCAAGAAUUCGCCUGUCCAUACACUUUUUAUCUAUUUUUCUGGGCAUUAUAUUGAAGAAAAUGGAUUUCUUGUGGGAUAUAAAAAUGAAUAUCUCAAAAAAGAGGAUUUAAAGCAAAUGAUUGAAUGUUUUUCUGAAAAAGAAGUGAGGAACAAGCCAGUUACUAGUUCAGUGCGGUUCAUUGUCGUAUUAGAUUGUUGUGCUGCGCCUGGGAUAGCAUCCGACAGUAUGAAUCUAAAUGUAAACACCAGUGUAGUGCAGCUUAAUGCUUGCAGGCCAAAUGAAGAAUCUUUCACAGUGCAAAACGGAAGUAUUUUCAAGAGGUUUUUUGUUCAAGGAUUGACCACGAAAGCUACAAAAGAACCCUGCUAUAUCCGACACAUUAAACGUGAAAGAAUUGAUGCGAAGGUCCAAAGUCUGCAGUGUGAAACCUGUCCUAUAAAAGGAGAUGAUUUUGUUACAGUUGAAAACCUUCAUAGCUACAUUCAGGGUCAUCUUCAAGAAUUUAGUCAAGUGAAUGGCUCAAAUAGCUGUACAGCGGUGAUCCAUGUGAAGAACAUGAAAGCGGAGGACGCCAUAUUAGGUUAUUUAUGUGACUCAGAGGUCAGCAUGCAAUUUUUGUUGAGAUAUGAAAAGGCAAGAAAAGACGAUUCGUGCAAGAUCCCACAUCAAUUUUACAGCGACAUGAGUCCAUUGAAGACGCUGCUGUUUGAUAAAUAUAUGGAGAAACUCAGCUCGGAGAAAAUACAGCCAAUUUUAAAGGCCGAGGAUUUUAAAGACAUUUGCUGCAUUGAAAUCGAACUCGGACCGAAAACUAAGCACAAACAAGAAAUUAAGAGCAUCGAACAGCUGAAUUCUGCGUGGAAUGCAAAAAGAGAAUUGGUCGUAUCUUUGCGAGAUAUUUCUAAGAUACAUCAUGGCAUGGUAGGGAGUUUCAUGAGUGUAGAAGAUGCCAGAAAUUAUCUCUUUAAGAGUUUUAUGCCUAUUGAUAAACCAAACCUGACAGUAGUUAUUUUAACUUAUGAAGAAUUAGAAAAAGUACUCGAGGACGGAAACUUCAGAAAGUAUGGUGAAUUCUUUGAAAAGCUCGAGACAUUGAGGGAAACCAUGGAGGAGCUGGAUAUUGAUAUGCCUGAAUUGCAUAUCAUAUUUCCCUGCACUGAAGAUGACAAUCGAAUGCAUCGACCAGAUUUCGUCUGCUUCGAGCUAGUUUCCGAUAGAUCAGAGGACAAACAACCUCAGAAAGAGCUAGACGACUAGUAACAGAACGAAAUAUAGUACAUUUUUGAAAUGACACGAACUAUUUGGACACAGGAAUAUGCCUUUAUAAAUGAACAGGAAUUCACUGUGCAUUUUGAUUGACCGUGAUGAAGCAGAAGAAGGAUUUAUCAAACGAAACGGAAUCUGUGAAAAAAGAGAAAUAACCAGUAUUUUAAGGUCUAUUUUACUUUCUGCAUAUUGGAUACAGUAUGUGAUAACAUUUUCGACACUGUUUAGUAAAUGCAGUAUUGUUUUAAUUCUUUGAUUCUAAACUAUCAGUUAGAUGUUUCACUCAUUCAGUCUUUUCAAAUAAUUACUUAUCUUUGCCCAUUAAAACAGUACAUAUUUUGUGGUUACAGACCGCCUGGCCAUUCUGCCGAAGUUUGUCCGCGCAGUCUGGUCAGGAUCAAUGCUGUUCGCUAAUGGUUUCUCUAAUUACAAUAGUCUUUGAAAGCGAACAGCAUGGAUCCUGAUCAGACUGCGCAGGCUGGUCUGGAUCCAUGCUGGUCGCAAAGCCACUAUGUUGGUUUUCUCAUGGUGCGGCUCAUAUUAUGUAUUUUCUGCAUGUAAUAUUUAUAAAUUUUCAUUUUUUUUUCUAAUAAUUGAUAUAACCUUUGCAAUCGUUUACAGGAGAUUUGUGUUUUAGAUUUCCUUUUAAUCAAUUUGUUGAAGAUACUCCUAUUACAUUGAAUUAUGUAAAUAAUGUAGUUGGAGUAACCAACUAGAAAUUUUAAAUUGAAACAUUUUAAAAGAUAUAAGUCUGAAAUUUAAAAAGUAAAAUAAAAUUAUAGCAUAUCGUGUACAAGGGAACAUACUAUAUUCAUGAGUUGUUUACAAGGAAAUUGUUUGAGAUGUAUAUGUAGGCAGGUGUAUUAUUAAUUCAAUAUUUGGAUUUUGCUGUUACUGCAAGAAAUGUUGCAAAGUCUGCAAAUAGAGCUUUAGGUAUGUUAAUUGCCAAAACUAAAGCAUUUGGAUUUAUACUGCAUUUUACAAAAAUGUACGAGGCCACGUUUGUACCAAUAAUGAUAUAUGCAUCUUAUGUAUGGGAUGUGAUACGUUUCCUUACAUCGCUGCAGUACUAAAUACAGCAGCUAGGUAUUUCUUAAAUAUUAUUAGGUUAUUUAACAUUGUUUUGUACAAUACGGAGAUAUAUUUGGACGAGUACCCAGUUGAGAAAACCAUAUUGUAUGAGCCGCUAGGCGAGUCCAAUAUGAUUUUCCCAGCUGGGUACGAGGCCAAAUAUAUCUCGUUUUGUACAGUUCAGUGUUAAAUAAGCUUUUUAUUCUAUAUCUAUUUCAUAUUAGUUUAAAUUAAAAAUGAUUCACUGAAUAUUGUAUUUCUGCCUUCCUCAUUUCAAGACGCAUAAUCUAACUCUGCACAUAUAGCGCCUACUUCACCCGUUUUACAUUCGGAAAUUUUUUACGCGUUUCGGAUUAUAUCGUAUGUUUAACAUGGGACUUUUUGAACCGUCCAAAUACGGAAAAAAUACAGUUUUUUUGUACGCACGUGCGUCCAGUAAGGAAUAUAUAUUGUACGGUCACGUGUUGCAAAUGAACGUUCACGAUUGGAUAGAUAAAAUAGAUAUACAAUAAGUGUAGAUACACUGCUAAUGCUGCAAUGUUUGGUGAUAUAUGUUAAACACUAGUAUUUUAUAAUAAUUGUUACAAUCAGUAACGUUGAAAACAUGACGUCAUAACAACGACGUCAAAACGUAUAAUAAUUGUUAGAAAUUUGUGCUAGCAAACUGGUGGAGACUUAGUACAUGUAGAUUUAAUCAGUUAUGGUUGAAUAAGAAAGUAUUUGUUUGGUCAAACAGAAUUUCAAAUAAUAGAUGUAAGACCUGGAAUUAUACAGUAUGUCAAAAGUGCAAGCAGUAUGGUUUGUGAUAUAUUGUUUAUAUUACAUCACCAUUUCAUAAAGUUGAUGUAUUAAGUAACAUGCUACCUAGAAUUCUUGAUGAUUAUGUACAAGACUGGGGUAGGGAUGUUGCAAGAAAUGGAACAGGAAGAAACAAGCUUAGAUUAUAUAAAACAUUUAAGCUAACUUUUGAUGCUGAACAGCAUAUACAGUUGUCAUGACUAGAUCAUGCAGAGGUACUUUGGCUAAGUUAAGAAUUGGCACAACUCCUAGGGGAGUAUUGAGCUCUGACGAUAUAAUGAUCUACGGGCGGAGGGACGAACUUGUUUUUACUGUAAAAAAAUCUGUAAAACAUGUUUAUUACAGAGUCCAUUACGUAGGUCGAAAGGAAUUCAAAUUGGAAUAAAAAUUCACAAACCCACUUUACUCCAUUACACUCCGCUUCUUUAGACAUUUCGGUUCAAUCCACUUCACUCAUUCGAUGUGUCACUCAGUAACUCUCUCCAUUCUUCUACACUCAACUGGACAUCCCGGUCACAGUUAAAGGUCAUUCAAUAAAUUUCUCAUUACUUCCACCACGUCAUCCUAUGCCUGGUUGUAUCUGUGAAUAAAGAAUUUAAGCAUGGUACAGUUAAAGGCUGAAGCUAAGCAUAUAAGAUAAGAAUUAAAUAAUUGCUCACAAGUGUACGUUUUUUUUCCGGGGAAUUGGAGGGCGGUAGGAAGGUGCACUUAAAACUGCCCUUCUCAAUCCGUUUGUCCUGUCAGUCCGAAUCUGUGUUGUGCAUAUCUCAAAAAGUAUUUGACCAAGUGUCAUCAAACCUUAAAGAGUUGUUAUUUACAUGUGAAGUACAUCUGAUGUUUUAAUAUGGAUUUCAGUCACACAGCCAGACAAGAGUUACGGUCCUUGAUUUAGUCAAUAUUAUGCAUACUAGGGCAUACAAGUUUAUAUCACAUAAUUCACGAAACAACGGACAUUGACAGAAAGUAGGGGCACAAGUGUCCUAUGGACACAUACCUAGUUCAGAUUUUUAACGUUGCUUCAUCUUGAUUUAUAAUGUCAGUUUUCGCUACAGUUGUGUUUAGUCUUUUAACUUGGUAUAUGAUUUAUAUUUAUCAUGUUAAGCUGUUCUUUGAUGAAUGUAUACCACUACAUUUAAUACGUUUUAUUUGAUUCCAAGGGCUGAACGCAUUGUGUAAUAUUAGGCUAUUUCUAAGUAUUAUGCAUUAGUAAAAUUUGGAAGUUGAUUUUAUUUUGAAUUAUAUAAAAUCAAUUUAAAGUUUUAAUUCUGUAACAGAUAUAAGAACAUCUAGUUUCUUAUAUUUCUUCUCAGAAAGGUUUGCGUGAUUAUUGUUUGUUUGUUUGUUUUGGAUUUAACGCCGUUUUUCAACAGUAUUUCAGUCAGGUAACGGCGGGUAGUAAACGUAACCAGUGUACCAGUACAAACCUGUUCUCCACAAGUAACUGCCAACUUCCCAACAUGAAUCAGAGUCGGAGGACGAAUGAUUUGGGACGCAAUAUCUUUAUCAAAUCGUCAUGGAGAACAUACGGCCCGCCCGGGGAUUGAACUUGCGCGACCCUAUUGAGCUAAACGGGCGGGUGCGUGAUUAUUGUAUGUAUAUAUGUUACUGUUUUUAUGUUUGUAUUCAUGCAGAGUGAGACUAUAAUAAACAUAUCUUAUUUUA
Molecule: messenger RNA, 7657 nt
Organism: Mercenaria mercenaria
Lineage: Eukaryota; Metazoa; Mollusca; Bivalvia; Venerida; Veneridae
Exons: 20
Coding region: 635-4117 (1160 amino acids)
Biological process (GO): regulation of apoptotic process; protein phosphorylation
Molecular function (GO): ATP binding; protein kinase activity
Source: RefSeq, a predicted model, not a curated record